GGUGUGCGAAGCACUUUCUCACAGCGGAGCUCCGACACUAACAAAGCUGGAAAACUCCCUCUCUGCUGGGGUUUUCAGGGAGGGACGGCCCCGGAGUAAGAGCGUUGAGUUUGUGUUUUUACGGACAUCUUGGACGGCAUUCCAGCGGCAUUGGGAAGCAUGUCAGCGGUGCGGGACGCGUGUUUUUCCGGUCAUUCGCUCACCGCUGUAAUCCUCAGUCUCUCGUGCUUUCUGCCCUCCUGUUCACCCACGGGAAGAACUGGAGAAAAUAAGUGGACGGAAACUGUGGUCACCAGACAAGGCGACACAGCCCUCCUGAGGUGCUACCUGACAGAUGGGCUGUCAAAGGGGGCGUGGCUGAACCACUCCAGCAUCAUCUUCACGGGGAGUGAUAAGUGGUCGGCAGAUCCCAGGGUGUCCGUGGUGUCCAGCGUGGACAGCAAGUAUGAGUACAGCCUGCAGAUCCAGAAGGUGGACGUCAGCGAUGAGGGACGCUACACCUGCAUCGUGCAGAACAACCACAACCCACAGUCCAACCACAUCUUUCUGAGUGUGAAAGUGCCUCCCAAGAUAAACAUCAUCUCCGACGACGUCACGGUGAACGAGGGAGGAUACGUCUCUCUUAUCUGCGCAGCCAGUGGGCGGCCGGAGCCCACUAUCUCCUGGCGACACAUCACCCCUUUAGCCAAGAAGUACGAGAGCGGGAAGGAGCUGAACAUCAGCGGCAUCACCCGCGACCAGGCCGGCGAGUACGAGUGCAGCGCCCAGAACGACGUCGCCUCGCCCAACACCAAGACCGUCAAAGUCACCGUCAACUUUCCUCCAACCAUUCACGAGGUGAAGGCCACGGGAGUGGGCGUGGCCCGCUCCGCCCUGCUGAGGUGUGAGGCUGCCGCAGUCCCGCCCCCUGCCUUUGAAUGGUACAGAGGAUCGCGCAGGCUGACCCGAGGGCACGGGACGGACAUAAAGACCCUGACCUCCCGCUCCGUCCUCUCCAUGACCAACAUGACCCAGGAGCGCUAUGGCAACUACACCUGUGUGGCUGUCAACAAACUGGGGACCGCCAACGCCAGCGUGUCCCUGCUCCCGCCCAGCAGCGCCCCCUAUGGCAGCAGUGGCAGCACUGCCCCCUCCUCUGCCUGCCUGAUGCUGCUGCUGUCUUCCCUGCUCUGCAUGUUCUAGCGGAGGGACGUCCUUUUGCACACUGACUGUAAACCUCAAACCAUGCAGAGUCCCCCCGCCGCGCUGUGCUGUGUCAGCUGGGAUCCAUCUGGAGGAGGGUGUAUGAGACGCAGCUGG
This is a messenger RNA of Megalops cyprinoides (Indo-Pacific tarpon), 1299 nucleotides long. Its product is annotated as neuronal growth regulator 1-like. The coding region runs from base 160 to 1182 and encodes 340 amino acids. Gene Ontology annotation, cellular component: neuron projection. The record is from RefSeq and is a predicted model, not a curated record. The transcript has 7 exons. Lineage: Eukaryota; Metazoa; Chordata; Actinopteri; Elopiformes; Megalopidae.